Messenger RNA from Schistocerca americana (American grasshopper), 1683 nucleotides. Its product is annotated as odorant receptor Or2-like. Gene Ontology annotation, molecular function: odorant binding; olfactory receptor activity. Gene Ontology annotation, biological process: sensory perception of smell; detection of chemical stimulus involved in sensory perception of smell. Gene Ontology annotation, cellular component: plasma membrane. The transcript is spliced from 7 exons. The record is from RefSeq and is a predicted model, not a curated record. Bases 1 to 951 code for a protein of 316 amino acids. NCBI's taxonomy places the organism in Eukaryota, Metazoa, Arthropoda, Insecta, Orthoptera, Acrididae.
AUGGAGCUGGUGCGCCUGCUGCUGCGCCUGAUGCACUGGAGCGGCGCCCUGCGACACCCCUCCCCGGUCGCCGGCUGCUACCCGCUCUACUCGGCCGCCCUGCUCUGCCUCACCGCCUGCUUCGUCGCCACACAGGUGGCGGCGGUGGUGGACCGGCAGGCGGGCGCCGACCUGGACCAGGCGACGCUGGCGCUCUGCGUCGCCUCCACCAUGUGCGUCGCCAUCUGCAAGGUCCUCAACAUCCUGCGCUCCGAGCAGCUGUUCCUCAGGCUGGCGCACGAGCUGGUCGUCGUCGGCGUGGUGGCCGUCGUUGUGCCCUGCAGCGACCUCUUCACCGUCGCCUGCGUCCAGCGCCUCGGCACGCUGCUGCGCAUCCUGGAGCGCCGCGUCGAGCGCCUCGGAGCCGCGGCCAGUGCCCCAACCCCUGGAGGGCAGCGCCCCACCCCCGCCACGGGACGCGCCGUCGCCGGCGCCGACCCCCUGCACCGGGCGCUGCGUGACUGCGUCUCGCUCCACCAGCGCAUCAUCAGCGAGGCGGAGUGCCUGAACCGGGCCGUCGGCGGCGCGCUGCUGCCGCAGGUCGUCGCCUCGGCGGCAGGCAUCUGUUUCCUGCUCUUCCAGGUGGCCAAGAAAACCUCGUUCCAUGUGGUGGAGACAGGCAAGCUGCUAGGCUACCUGACGUUCAUGCUGUCGCAGCUGCUCUUCUACUGCUGGUUCGGUGACGACAUGCUUUCCAAGAGCGAGCGUGUCGCGCUGGCGGCCUACCGCUGCGCCUGGCCGGGCGCGCCGACGAACUUCCAGCGAUCGCUGCUCCUCGUCUCCAUGCGGGCCCGGAAGCCGCUCACGCUGCGCGCCGGCAAGUUCUUCGUCUUCUCCAGGCAGGCCUUUGUCCAGGUGAUGAACGUUUCAUACUCUUACUUCACUGUGCUGCGCAGCCUCUCGGAGGCUUGAGAGGCUGCCCAGCACCGGCUGCAGCCACGGCUCACAGUCCAUCACCAACUACACGACCCCGCUGCGCUUCACCCCUGUCUGCUGCUAUCUCAUCUGAGAACACGCCACAAACACUUCACAAGCAAAGACUCAAAAAUCAAUAAAGGAUUUACUACUCUAACCGUGUGAUAUUUUCACAAUUUUCCCACCGAAAUAGGUUCUCAAAGUGUACAGAUGCCUCAAGCAGGACUGUUUAACUUACAAACAUUUCUCUUGUAUAUUUCAUUAACCUUUCGCCGUAUUACGAUUUCUGUUAUCGUCGUACGCAACUUAACGUAAAUGAAAAAUAUUUCGCUUCAAGUGAUGAAAUACAAGCUGCUACAAGUCAAAGGAUCAAACAGAGGUGUUCCAUUCGUUAUGGUUUUGAAAACUGUAGAUGUCAGUGGAAAAUAAAAUUGUGAUAUUAUAGUUUCAUUUCCCUACGAUCAGUCAGUAAGAAAAUAUCAGAACCAGGAAAAUAAUCUGUAUUUUUUUCACGAAACUGAAUUCCAGAAAAAUUGCAGAAAAUUACUUGAGGAAUAUUCUUUGUGUUAAAUCAUUUUCAUAUGAGGAAAACUUCCCACCCAGCCGGAGAAUGCACACAAUUACUAAAAACAUUCAUCCGAAUUCGUCCGUACUAUGUUCUCUCUGCUCAAUAUGCCAAGCGCAAUCAUUUUUUUUUUAAGUCGUCCCUUGCCUAUUAAUUUCUAAUGA